Messenger RNA from Mugil cephalus (flathead mullet), 2861 nucleotides. RefSeq lists its product as uncharacterized. NCBI's taxonomy places the organism in Eukaryota, Metazoa, Chordata, Actinopteri, Mugiliformes, Mugilidae. The record is from RefSeq and is a predicted model, not a curated record. The coding region runs from base 158 to 493 and encodes 111 amino acids. The transcript has 2 exons.
AGACGGUCCCGCGUCAGAAGGCUGAGCGCAGGGCGAAGAGUCAACACGCGCAUAAGUGGGUUUUCCCGUCCAGGGAGCCUAGGGAGUCCAGCGAGUGAGCCAAGUGUUACCCGGCCUGUAAGUCAUCUGGAAGGCUUCUCCUCAGAAGGCUCCAAAAAUGUUUGUCAGACUCCCAAGACUGACUCCUGGGUACAUCAGGCUGCUGCAGACCCAGGCCUACCAUAACGGGCCCGUGGCGGCUCCCGCCGAGAAGACCGUCCCUGGGGCGGCCAUGCUCCUGGGGGCCGUGGGGAUCGGGAUGUGCGGCUACAGCUCCAGGCAGCUGGCCCUCUACCACCGUCCCUCCGCCCGCGUGCUCCAGUGGGUCGGCACGCACACCGAUGCCAGCGCCGCCGCACAAAGGACCCCCUUCAUGGAUGUAUCUCGCCGGGCCGGCGCCUGCCAGGAGAUCUCACCUCCCUCCUUUGUGGGCCAGAAAGUUCCCUCAAACUAAUCUGUCACGCUAGAUCGGAUGUAGAUUGGCCAGCUUCACAGCUUGAGUUCCGGUAACUACACUUGAGGUCUAAGAUCGUAGCUAUGCCGGCCCAUUGCACUAAUGUGGCCCAUGUGCUCUCUGGAGACGUUAAGUGUGGAUAUCUGACUGAACCUGUAUGUUGGCAGGAAGUUGUAGUAAUCUGGAGUUCUGUAACUAGUGCGACAUGCAAAAAUAGUUUACAUUCAUCUUCUUCUCUAAUAUUAGACCAUUGAAUGCACUAAAUGAGAGGGCACUAAGCAAUGAGAGUGAUUAGACGAGUCGGUAAGUGAUGCUGGAACGUCUCAAAGACUGCUGCUGAAUGUGGCUUGGAUGAGCUGGCAUGUUUCAUUUGGAGACAUUGUGUGUCUUUUUGAGGUCUGGCGUAAAACGGGACUGAUGCUUGGCAGCGGCCCUCUGUACACAGAUGGUUGGCAACCCUCUCUCCGUGACCCCCACCGGCCCUCCCUCCCCCACACGCGCUCUCUGUCAUUCCUUAGCCACAUGUAAGUGCUGCAGCAGCCCAUCGUUGCCCAUAACGUCAAUUGAUUUCCUCUGAGGAGGAGCAGGUGCCAUCCGUCAACGAGCCCGGGCGCUUUCUGGCGCCGUCCUCGUCGUCUGUCAGUCCCGACAGAGCGGUGGGAGACACCAGCUGGCCUCGCGGCUGGAUCGGUGGCCCGUGCUUCCCGCUUUCAGGGAACUCAAAUCCCCGAGGAUUUGGUCGAGGUCGAGGAAGAGCAGCGGCAGGGAAGGUUUUGCGGCUCGAGCGGCGCGCACAUUUUUGAAACGCGACAUGUAAACAGUCCCGCGAAUGCAUCACGCUGGAUUAUGAGUCCUAAUUUGGCCGUCUGAGACACUAGAGGCCGAGGUGUAACGGUGAUUCCUCCGAGAUAAAUCUGUGUCCUCGACGGGGAUUAGCCGUGGUGGAAAGUCACUCAUGGCACACACACUCAUUAACCUAAUCUGGUAUUAGCGGGACAAGGGCCCGUGAGAAGCAGACAGGUCCUGUGCAUCCUAACCUUGCAGCGUCCCCCCUGCGGCGUCCGCCAUUCGUCCCUAGCGGAUCUGUAGAUUAUGGAACUGGUGUUUCCGUUUGCGGUCACACCAAAAACGUAGCGCUGAGAAGGGACUUGAGAUUUGGUGAGACGCUGAGCGUGGUUGAGAACGCGUGCUGUGCCUUAUAAGGACAGCGCAGGAUUAUACUGUCUCAUGAUGUGUGUCACGGCCAUACCUGACAGACACUCAGUAAGAGGGAAACAGAAGGAGGAGGAGGAUGAAUUUCCUUGGUGUUCUGCAACGUUCUGAAAAUGCAGGAGCGUUUCAUCAGAUGGAGGUCAGACAGACCUUUUUUUUCAUAGCUGAGAAGCCAUCCUUGUCGCUCUGCCAAAUUGGACAAGCGGCUAGCUGUUGCGGGUUGGUGGUAUUUAGAGCCCUGAUAACAGCCCUACAAAAUGCUAACACAGCAGGUCACAAAAUGGUUAUAAUUCACUCAGCAGAGGAGGCUAAUGGCUCCAACUGGCAUGGGACGCAGAACCAUUGGUCACCUUUCUCCGUACGGAGACUGACACCCAUAAACAAUCUGAUAAUGGCGUUGUAAUGAUCUGAGGACAAGAAGAUCCCUUGAGGGAAAUAUACAGGGCGAAAAUAAUAUCUACUAUGCAAGAAACAGCUAAAUACACUGUAUAUGUCUGACUCCACUCUGGAAUCUUCUAAAGAAAAAAAAAAAAGUGAAUUUGCCACGCCUGGCCCCAAAACUGCAUUCUGCAGUCACAUUGCUCCCAGCAGAAAUCAAAGUACGUAUGGGCCAGGGGCUGUGUGAGUGCACCUGGCUGGGGUUUGAUGGAUUCUCCCUAUGCUGCAGUGGCGCACAGUGAGCACAGAGCACGGUGGAAACCUAUUGAUCUCCAUCAGAGAGCAGGGGGUAGGGGGGGAGAGCUCGUCUCCUCACUGCAGCAAACUUCCCCUUUCACUCAGCAGUCGUUCACGCAGUCACCGGGGGACGACCGCCGAGCCAGGGCGUCCAAAAGAAGGCAACACCUGGGAACGCGUCGGAAUGGAAAUGCAGAGGGUUGUCAGGAUCCCAUGUCGGGAUUGCCGCGUGCCCAACACAUCAGUGCUCAUCCAACCCCAGCUGUGAAGGUCUACAAACUCCAGUUUAGCUGUGGCUGUUAAAGGAAAGACUUGUUCUGUUCGUGAAAUAAUUCAUAUUUAAUGAAAGGAUGUUGGAGUAGACGUAAAUAAAAGCAUCUGGAAAAACAUUCUUCUUUACUCUUGCACAUUAGUCACAGCUGUGGAUCAGAUUGUUUCUGUAUGAUAUAUUAUUUUUGUAAUAAAGAAAUAAAUAUUUUUA